AAUGGAUAGAGUUAAAAAUAGUGGUUAAAAUGGUAUGAUGUUUGAUGUGUUGAAAAAUAUUGGAACCUUCUGGCUGGUGUAAACAUCAUGGCGGGUGACAGUGAGAAGCCUCUGGAUGAAAGCAAGAGUUAUAUGGGUAUACCUGAGGCCCAGUUUGUGGAAGAUGUCGACACAUUUAUGAAGAAAGAGGAUAAUGCAAAUGCACAAGAUGUUAUUAAGCGCUUAGAUGAGCAACUGAACAAAUACAAGUUUAUGGAAGUUCAUCUACAAGCAAGACGUAAAAAGUUAAAAUCUCAGAUUCCUGACAUCAAGAGUUCUCUACAAAUAGUGAAAGAAAUGAAGACCAGGAAGGACACAGCAGAAGUCAUUGAGACUCGGUUUCUACUCUCAGAUCAAGUGUACAUGAAAGCUAGCAUCCCACCUACAGAUCGGGUUUGCCUUUGGCUAGGGGCUAAUGUGAUGUUGGAGUAUGGCUUGGAGGAUGCUGAAGGUCUUUUAUCCAAAAAUUUGGGAAAUGCCACGAAGAAUCUAACUCAAGUGGAGCAUGAUCUUGAUUUUUUGAGAAAUCAAUGCACAACAACAGAAGUGACGAUGGCCCGUAUUUACAAUUGGGAUGUCAAGAGGCGACGAGCAGAAAAAGCAGCAGCAGAAGACAAGUCCAAAGGAAGAGGGAGAGGAAAGGGAAAAGACUACAGUUUUGAAUAAUGGAAUUAUGAUUUGAUGUUUUUCGUUAUCUUUUAACUUCAUUUUUUCCCCCUAACCUUGUUAUCUGGUGUAAAUCAUCAGAAUGGAUCAGGGUAUGAACAAGUGACUGCAUAUAAUACUAUAUUAAAUUAAGAUUCUAAAGUAAACUGAGAACUGUAUUGCCUUACUUUUUAUUUUCAUUGAUAUCAAAUUCAGUACUAUUAUUAACAUUUUAAGUGUUUUAAUCAGUUCAUUCCCAUGUCAUGAGGUAUAUUUUUAAUUAAAAGUUACUCCCCAAAAUUUACUUAAGGUAUUCCUUGACGCAUUUGAAAUUUCAUCUGAUAUUCACUUUGCUACAUGCUUUUAACUUUGCUCAAGUGAUAUUGUUGCCAGAUAAUUUUCGUUUAAUGGGUUCACACUAAAGAUGUUGACAUUAAUAAAAUUGUUGGCAAUUGGUUUUCAGAAUUUCUGACACUGCUUUAUGCUAAUAUCACUUUUUCUGGCCUUCAAAUUUAUGAAACCUGCAUAAUUUUGAAGCUGCCUAUGAGCAUGCUAGUCUUAUAUAUUACUUAAGUUAGGACCAGAUUAUCUGAUGAGUAUUGGUGAAUGGCAUAAGCUUUUCCAAGGUAGAUAAGGUAUUGUACAUUGAAUCUUGUAGUAUUGAACAGACAGGUGUGUAGGUUCAACCCUUCUUGAUCCACCCUCUCCUAACUUGUUACCUUUAUUUUUUUGUGUAGUUUGAAACUUAAUUUUAAGGUUUCGUUUAUAUAGAAAUGUGUAUCGAAGAUUGAGGUGUGAACCAGUGGACAUAUUCUCUAAGACCUCAUUUUUAAAUAUUAUUUUAUAUAUUAGAAUGGGAAGACUAAUGUGAUGCCAUGUCACUUCAUGUUAAAAGAAAUCACAAGAACAACAACAUAAUUUAUGGCCUUACUUAGUUUGUAGGAAUUAAAUUUUUCAUAGCACAAACCAGUUGAAGGAGAGGUGCAAUUUUCAUAACUAUAAUCUUGGUACUUUUGCUUUAAUUUUCCCUCUGUGAUGUUUAACGAAGUACACGAUACUAAUCCCUGUUUAUUCAUUACAAAAUUUAGCAUCAUACCAUACUACUACUAUAAUUCAAAAAUGUGAUUUUGUAAAAAAGUGCAUUUUAUUUUAAUCAUUUGAGAUUAAUUGGAUGUGUUUUUGAGCAAAAGUAAUUCUGCUUGUCUCAAUAAAUAGAAUACUAAA
Molecule: messenger RNA, 1908 nt
Organism: Cherax quadricarinatus
Lineage: Eukaryota; Metazoa; Arthropoda; Malacostraca; Decapoda; Parastacidae
Product: prefoldin subunit 3
Biological process (GO): tubulin complex assembly; protein folding; microtubule-based process
Cellular component (GO): cytoplasm; prefoldin complex
Molecular function (GO): tubulin binding
Source: RefSeq, a predicted model, not a curated record